Scatophagus argus is the source of this 5644-nucleotide messenger RNA. RefSeq names its product mitogen-activated protein kinase-binding protein 1-like. The transcript has 34 exons. Lineage: Eukaryota; Metazoa; Chordata; Actinopteri; Scatophagidae. The coding region runs from base 24 to 4904 and encodes 1626 amino acids. The record is from RefSeq and is a predicted model, not a curated record. Gene Ontology annotation, molecular function: protein binding.
CAAAAGCAAUCAUUGAUGUAAUCAUGAGACCGGUGCAUGUUGAGAUUAAACUCCUGAAGUCAUGCAAGCGAGCAGUUAAGCGGCGCGGUUCUCUUUCCUUCUCGGCUAAAAUCGCGGCUUUGAGACAAGACGACAUCAGUCCAGAAGUGGUGGGAAGUUGCAGGAGAAGUGCAGAGGACAACGAAAGACCUGCAGGCACACUCGGCUGGUGGUUUGUCACAGCGGGCGCUCAGCAGUUCUCCGAGUCUGCGAGCAAAAUGCCAGGCGAUGGAUUCACGAUUAAAAGUCGCAUCAGGAAUUUGCUGCGUUCUCCAUCUACCAAGAACAAGAAAAACAGGAGAGAAAAUCUCACCAGCAAGGUGACUUUGGAGAAGGUGCUUGGAAUCACAGCGUCAGGAAACUGUGGUCUGGCCUGUGACCCCCGAUCUGGACUGGUCGCCUAUCCUGCAGGGUGUGUGGUCGUCUUGCUAAACCCAAAGAAGAACAGACAGCAACACAUUAUCACUUCAAGGAAGACCAUCACAGCUCUGUCCUUCUCCCCUGAUGGCAAGUACUUGGUCACAGGAGAGAGUGGUCACCUUCCAGCAGUGAGACUAUGGGACGUGGCAGAGCGAAGACAGGUGGCAGAGCUUCAGAUGCAUAAAUAUGGCAUCUCGUGCGUGGCUUUUUCCCCCAACAGCAAAUAUAUUGUUAGUGUGGGAAACCAGCAUGACAUGAUUGUUAACGUCUGGGCGUGGAAGAAAGAUGUAAUAGUGGCAGCCAACAAGGUGUCCAGUAAGGUGACUGGCGUGUCUUUUUCUGAGGACAGCUCCUACUUUGUAACUGUGGGGAACAGACAUGUCAAAUUCUGGUACCUGGACCACUGCAAGGCUACCAAGGCCAGUGCUCCUGUCCCACUGCUGGGUCGCUCGGGCCUACUGGGAGAGCUGAGGAACAACUUCUUCUGUGACGUGGCCUGUGGACGCGGCUCUACUUCUGACUCAACCUUCUGCAUUACCUCCUCUGGCCUGCUGUGUGAGUUUAAUAGCAAGAGGAUGCUGGACAAAUGGGUGGACCUACAGACGGGCGUGGCCCAGUCCCUGUCUCUGUCUGAGGAUGUGAUCUUCUGUGGCUGUGCUGAUGGAACAGUGCGAACCUUCAACCCUGUUGAUCUGCACUUUGUCUGCACGCUACCGCGGCCGCACCCCCUCGGCUCUGACGUCUCGGCCGUCACAGAGGCCAGCCACCUAUUUACCACUAAAUCAGACGCCCGUUACCCAGACGCCAUUGCUGUUACCUAUGACCCCGUCAGCCACUGGCUCAGCUGCGUAUAUAAUGACCACAGUCUGUAUGUGUGGGACGUGAGAGAUGUCAACAGGGUGGGGAAGGUGCACUCUGCCCUCUUCCAUGCUGCCUGUGUCUGGGACCUGGAGAUGUUCCCAGAUGUUCCUGGAGAAUUGGGUGCUGGUCUGUCACCAGGUGCAUUCCUUAGUUGCUCAGCUGAUAACACCAUCAGACUGUGGCACAUGGACGGCUGGACACAUUCUCAGAACAUCCUCAGCAGUAAUCUCCUGAAUAUAAUCUACAUAGAUGGAAACACUAGUGCCUUGCUGGAUCCAGAAUACACAACAAAUGUGAAUGCAGACAAACCAGGGGAUGGACAGACAGCAGAAAACAGGACGGGCAUCAGGACCAUCUGUGUGAGUCCAGACGGCAAACACCUGGCAUCUGGAGAUCGCAACGGGAUGCUGAGGGUUCAUGACCUCAGCAGCAUCGAGGAGAUCCUGAAAGUGGAGGCCCAUGAUGCUGAGAUCCUCUGUCUCGAAUACAGUAAACCAGAAACUGGUCUGAAGCUGCUGGCCACAGCUAGCAGGGACCGUCUGAUUCAUGUCUUGGAUGCUGAGGACGACUACAGUCUGGUGCAGACACUUGACGAGCACUCUUCAUCCAUAACAGCCGUCCGCUUUGCUGCCAAUGACAACAAGGUGAGGAUGAUCAGCUGUGGGGCAGAUAAGAGCAUCUAUUUCCGCACUGCACACAAGACUGACAGGGGAUCUGAGUUCAGGCGUUCCCAUCACCUGGUGAGUAAGUCUACACUGUACGACAUGAGUGUGGACCCCACCUGCAAGUACGCUGCUGUUGGCUGUCAGGACCGCUGCAUCAGGAUUUUCAACAUCAACAGUGGCAAACAGAAGAAACUUUACAAGGGAUCAUUGAGUGAGGAUGGCAGUCUUCUCAAGGUUCAGCUUGAUCCGUCAGGUCAAUACGUGGCCGCCAGCUGCUCCGAUAAAAACAUCAGCAUCUUUGACUUCUACACCGGGGAGUGUGUCGCCACAAUGUUUGGCCAUGCUGAGAUUGUGACUGGGAUGAAGUUUACCAGUGACUGCAAGCAUUUGAUUUCUGCAUCAGGGGACAGCUGUAUCUUUGUGUGGCGACUGGCUCCCGAGCUAACAAUCAGCAUGAGAGAGAAGCUCUGCCAGCUCCGCCAAAACCCAAACACACCUCCCUGCAAGACCUCCAGUCUUAGGCGGGAGGUUUGUAGUGCCCCCACUCUGAGUGGUCUGUCCUCUGAUAGUGACCGCGAGGCUGAGGAGGAGGAUGGGGCAGAGAACGAUGACCACCACGACCCAGAAGACAUUGCAACCAUUACCUCCUCUGCCUCCGACAGCAGCCACGGAGAGGAGGACACAGCAGGUGGCUCAGAUGAAGGACAGGACUGGGAGAUGACAAAGCAUGGAGUCGUCGACCAAGUCACUCCUGAGUCUUCUAGGCGUCCUCGUAGGCGCUGGUCCCGUCGUAUGGGCUCUCUGGAAGUUAUGGUUAAAUCUAUGCUUGACCUCAGGCAGCUGGAGACCUUUGCUCACAAGAAAAACCCCAACUGUCACCCUCAUGACAGAGUGAGACAGAGCACGUCCAGCCUCCAGGAGCCCACGAUGCAGUUGGAGGAUAGAGCCAAGAGGCAUCGGCCCUGGCCGCACGCUGACUGGCUGUCCUCUCACCCUUCCAAGGGCAUCAGGGGGACUGAUGGAGCUGUGCUGUACCCCGAGGAGAACAUGGACAGUACAAGUCUACAGGGCAGUGAUUAUAUGGUGAAGGAGCAGCACUGCAGGAAGCAAGGCCGAGGGAUCCGCAUUGACAGCCAGGAAAGUCGCAGCCCAGACAGUGCUUGCUCUCUGGGCUACGACAGCAGGGAGUCCAGCCUGGAUCGUGUCCUGGAUGAUUCUGCAGAUGUGGAGUCCCUGGGCCAGGACAGCUCUGAUGAGGAGAAUGAAGAGAGGGAGAAAGAGGAGCCAAAGGCAGAAGUGACAAGUAUGGAUGAGGCUCUGAGGACAGUGACUGGCACUACUGACCGAAGUCAAGAAGAUUUCCUCAAGCAGAACUUUGAAACACUGGCAGAGAGCUGCAUUUUGGCUGAGCAGAGCACAGUCCCAAGGCUCAGUAUGUCUUCACGCUUCCUGGCCAGAGGACAUAAUAACAGGGGCAUGUCUCCAUUUGACAUAGUGCAUGGAAAGGAACAAGAAAGCCACUCUGCUAAGCCCCCUGUGUCGAAAGUUCGGCCUUUGAUGGAAGGCAGCACAGAAGACAAGACUCCUGUGUCCCCUGGAAGGAGCGAGGGGCCAAACAGGUUUGAUGCUUCAGAGAGAGACUGUGCUGCUAUUCUUAGACCCCUGAAGAAGAAGAAGAAGAGUUCAGGGUCCCACCUGUGGAGGCUGUCUAACCCUCCAUGCAAAGCUCAGCUGCCGUUGGACAGAGCGACGUGUUUACAGAAAUCACACUCUGUCCAGAACCUGGCCUCAGACUCUCCUCACUCACCUGCGCCCUCUAGUGACCGAAGGGAGAUGUGCAAGAGACCUCAGCAGCUUUUCCUGGGUCAUGACACUUCCAGGCCAUCUUUCCACUUUUCUUCAUCCUCCUCUGGGUCCCCACAGUCUCCGCAGUCCCCUCUACCCUGGGAGAGCCCGAAACUUAAGUCCCAGCACUCAUACAUGAACCCCACUGCCAGCUCCAUGGCCAAAAGCAGCCGCUCCUCCUCACUGGGGGAAGGCAUCCAUUUCAGCACUCCACCUUGCUCCCCCUCUCUCCCCAAGAACAGGAGGUCAUGUGGGGAACUGGAGGCUGACCCUCCUCUGCUCACCUCGUCUCCUGUUUCUGCUCUCCCCUCUUCUGUCUCAUCAGCAUCAUGUCUUCUGUUAAACAGUUCCUCAGCAACUCAUCCCCACCCCACAGCUACAGUUACACCCAGUCGUUUUACCCAGAAUAUCCCACCCUCUCGCAUCCCGCUCCCCAGACAGCCUCUGAGCCCACGCCGCAGCCUCUGCCUGGAGGUGACGCCAAGCUCAAGUUGGUCUGGCGGUCCAGCGGAGGCUACUACUCAUACCACGGAGUCUGGAUGUCAAAUUACACCUGCCGCGGGAAGUCAAGCACUGGUCAGGAAUCUGUCUCUGAGUUUGGAUUCUUCUUUGCCAAAUUCGCUACCAGUGAAGCAGAAGAAAGGUUCGGUUUCAGAGAGAGCCAAAGAGCCAGGACAGGUGGCUGUAGCCAAAGAGUGCCCUCUGGCGCUAGAAGAGGCCCACACAUCGAGUGCUGACCCACAGCCAGAUCAGUCUAUCACCUUGGAAACUUGUAGGCAGGCUGUUACCGAGCUUCACAACAGUCUGAGGAAAACCGUCAUGCUCUACACUACGGUACUACAAUCUGGUCAACAGCCCAGUGAACAUCACCAAGAAAUGAGGAGCAUCCUGUCUGAGACCCUGAUGACAGUCAAGGCUGAACUGGACUCCCUGCCUCACCCCACCUCACAGUGUGAGGGGCCCCAAGUGGAGCAAAAGGUUAAAGACGGAGGAGAGAAGGCGCUGGCUCUGCUGGAGCAGUAUGCAGAGCUGCUGCUGAAGUCUGUGGAGAGGAGACUAGAUACUAAGACCUGAGGAGCUGGUGUUUGCUGUGUGAAUGUAUGCACAUAUGGUAAUAGGAGCCAGACUCAUGCACAUACAGAAGCACUGUGAAUUCCGCAUUUUUUUAUUUACAAAGAGAUCUUUUGGAAAUUUAUUCAUGGGCUGAAUGUGGAUGAGAUGUCAUUAUAUUUGAAGACGUGACAGAAAUGAAUGUUGAGUAUUAUGCACUGAUAAAAGAACAAUUAAAUGUUAUUGCCUUAUUUUUCAAGUUGCCAUAGCUCUUUUUUGUCUGUUUUCCACUUUUAAAAAUCAAAUUUCAUAACCAGAAUAAAUUAAUUAAUUACAAAGGGAGAGGUCAGAAUGACAAAGAGGAUGAACUUAUAUGAAGAGCACAGAAUGUCAAAAGGGUCACCUGUGGUUCUGAGCACUGUUUAGGUGAUUUUGCUGAAGAUGUUAUAGUAAAGGUUAAGAAGUCUAAAGCCCCGUUAGCAUCUCCUAGAGGCUACAGGGUUCAUUAUUCCAAAAUAUAAAAAUUAAAGCACAGAAAAAUAUUAUCUGGUGAUCUGGAGUUUGCAUGUUCUCCCUGUGCCUGAGUGGAUUUUCUCCGGGUACUCCGGCUUCCUCCCACAAUCCCAAAAACAUGCACAUGCGCAUGCACUUGCAUGUUACUGUCUUUCUUUGUGUGUCAGCCCUGAGACUGGCAACCAAUCCAGGGUGAAACCCACCUAUAGAAAAUGGAUGGAUGAAUGAAUGAAAUUUGCAUGCAACACUCA